Rotaria sordida is the source of this 603-nucleotide messenger RNA. Lineage: Eukaryota; Metazoa; Rotifera; Eurotatoria; Philodinida; Philodinidae. The record is from the annotation of a GenBank genome assembly.
AUGCAACCCGAACAAACUACCGACAGAGUGACUACACCGACUGCGCCUACCGUGUCUGUUUCGAAACAAUUAUUAUUGGCUACAGAUCCGAAAAUACGACAAAUAAGAAAAAUUCUUGUUGUCAUAUAUGGCAUCGGUCUUGUUGUUUGUAUGUUUGGUUUGAUUGAUGCGAUAUUUUCAAGAACUAUCGAGUAUUGUUUAAUACCAAAUGGAUAUUAUCAAGAAAUUGGUGAAUAUAUUAUUGCAAUUCUUUCCUGUGCCAUCGGAUUAUUUGUCACAUUUCGAUAUUCUGUAACAGGUUUACUAGUGGUUGCUUGGAUAUCUAUUAUUGAAUUAGUUGGUAUUGGUAUUGCUAUUUUAUUUCUCAUUUGUACUGAUUUCACCGAUAGACAUGUACAAAAUUCUAUUACUAAAUAUUCAGUUGCUAAUCAAAAAAACCACGGUCGUGCAAUUAUUAAGCACAUGGGCUCUUUCAUGUGUACUAUUGUAUACAUAAUUGCUUUUGUUUUCGGGGUAAUUAUUGUAAAAUUACCAUUCAAACUAGCCAAACUUAUCGGUGCCAAGAAAACUACAGCCAUUCAACAAAUUCAGCGUACUGUUUAG